Messenger RNA from Staurois parvus, 241 nucleotides. NCBI's taxonomy places the organism in Eukaryota, Metazoa, Chordata, Amphibia, Anura, Ranidae. The record is from the annotation of a GenBank genome assembly.
AUGAUGGGGCACUAUUCCUCCCACUGUGACACCAAUGAUGGGGCACUAUUCCUCCCACUGAUACCAAUGAUGGGGCACUAUUCCUCCCCCCACUGAUACCAAUGAUGGGGCACUAUUCCUCCCACUGACACCAACGAUGGGGCACUAUUCCUCCCCCACUGACACCAGUGAUGGGCCACUAUUCCUUGCAAGGCUUGGAUGCAGCUGCUCGGCCAUGGAAACCCAUUCCAUGAAGCUCUCU